UUCAAACCAGAGUACCUAGUUACUCCCCGACAACGUCAAAAUAAAACAUCAAAAUCGUUGACAGGGUAAUAAGCCAAUGCGACUGACAGGCUGUGAAAUGUAAUGCACACGUGAACACACUUCAUUGUCCGUCCAAAUAUAUUUUUAGAAAAAAAAAAAACAAUGGCAAACUCUCACGUGUUCACUAGCACGCUUCUCGUGUUCACUCCGGUCACGAGCGCUUCGACGAAAUCGACGAGGGAUCCUAUUUUGAAAAUCGGACUGAUGUUUAAUUAAAGAGAGUGCAAUGGUGAUUUGCACAAUAACCAUGAUCGUGGAUACGGUGAACUUGAUCAAGAACACGGAGUGCUCGAAGACCGUCACAAGCUACAGGAUCACCGCAGGAGUGUACUGUUUGUUCAUGUUGUGUGUCCAUUUGUGGCUGAUAUGGGGCGUUAAAAAGGAGAAAGCCUCAGUGUUCCUAGGCUGGACGGUAUUGACGGCCAUGUGGCUGGCCCAAGUUUGCUGUCUGCUUCUCGUACAGAUCUGUUUGAAUGUCAACGACGGUGCUGUUUUGGCGUGGCUAAUAGUCGCCGCGGUAGUUCUAAUGAUACCAUUUUACGGGAUACUAGUCGUCCACGGAUACAAACUGGAAGUAAUACGUGACAAGAAAACACAGAGACACGAAACGGAAACGAUCUGAAUCAUUUAAUUAAACUACAAUAAAAAUAUUUGUAAACUA
Bombyx mori (domestic silkworm) is the source of this 721-nucleotide messenger RNA. RefSeq lists its product as uncharacterized. Bases 287 to 682 code for a protein of 131 amino acids. The record is from RefSeq and is a predicted model, not a curated record. The transcript is spliced from 4 exons. Lineage: Eukaryota; Metazoa; Arthropoda; Insecta; Lepidoptera; Bombycidae.